This is a messenger RNA of Pangasianodon hypophthalmus (striped catfish), 13928 nucleotides long. RefSeq names its product calcium channel, voltage-dependent, P/Q type, alpha 1A subunit, b (gene cacna1ab). The record is from RefSeq and is a predicted model, not a curated record. The transcript has 49 exons. NCBI's taxonomy places the organism in Eukaryota, Metazoa, Chordata, Actinopteri, Siluriformes, Pangasiidae. Gene Ontology annotation, cellular component: neuronal cell body; membrane; voltage-gated calcium channel complex. Gene Ontology annotation, biological process: chemical synaptic transmission; calcium ion import across plasma membrane. Bases 1061 to 7630 code for a protein of 2189 amino acids. Gene Ontology annotation, molecular function: high voltage-gated calcium channel activity; calcium ion binding.
GGAGCUGCAGCUCUCAGGUGGAGUGUGUUAUUAGAUCUAAAGCUCUUCAGGUGUAAUUGGGUUACAGAGUGGAGAUGGUUCAGACCGAACUGGGCGGGUUUUAAACCGGAAACAGUCACAUCAAUCUGGCAACAAGGCUGAGUGUGGAGGAGAAAUCACUGUGAGCUUUCAGAUUCUGUGGAUUUGCUCAGACACAGUCGAUCUCUUCAUCAUCAUCUUCUUCUUCUGUUAUUCGGUAACAUUCCCCCGAAGCGCGAGCCCCAUCACUGAAGGGAAACCAGCUCCGCGUGGACAGAGCUGUUUUUUUUAGGUGGUGUGUGUGUGUGUGUGUGUGUGUGUGAGAUGCGCUGAGGAAGAGGAGGGGGUGUUCCUGUAGCUCGGUUCCUCGGUUGCUCUGCGCGCUCCUGACUCGAGCUCGCGCCACAAACCCCACGCGCUCCUGAUCUGAAGCGAUGCGGAUUAUUUUCCGCUUUUUCUCUCCGGAUGUGUGGCGCGCGCGCGAGACAGAAAAUAAAUAACGAGAGCAUCACAAUCUGACUUCGGUGGGGAUUUUAUUUAUUAUUAUUAUUAUUAUUAUUAUUAUUAUUAUUAUUAUUAUUACUUCCCCCCUUUCCUGUUCCCGAGCGCGCGCUCGCAUCACUCAUCGCCAUUAGGAGAAACGGAAUGGGGAAAAAAGCUUAAUUUCCUGCGCGCACGCUGUUGUGAAUGAGCUCCAUCCGGUACCGGAGAGUUUGGACUUGGAUAUCCACGCAUCAUCAUCAUCAUCAUCAUCGUCAUCCUCCUCCUCCCUUUUCUCCUCAUCAGCCGCUGCGGAUGUUACAGAAUUAAAUAAAUUAUUGCCGGUGUUUUCCGCCCUGUUCUGCGCUCGGUGCGCUCGCGCUCGCAGGGAGGGAGACUCGGUGACUCGGUGUUCGGUAUCGCGAUGCUGAGAGGGGCGGUAUCUCCACGGCUCGGGGCGCGCGGAGGCUCAGGAGCGAGCAGCUGAGUGAUGAGGAUGAGGACGCGGCGCUGUGGAGGAGGAAGAAGAUAAGCAGCAGCAGCAGCAGCAGCGUUUCACGGGAUGGCGCGGUUCGGAGAGCCCGGUGUGCCCGGUGGGGGCUCGGUGGCCCGGGGCGGAAGCAGGCAGGGAACUCAGCGCGUGUACAAGCAGUCAAUGGCGCAGAGAGCGCGCACCAUGGCGCUGUAUAACCCCAUCCCCGUGCGCCAGAACUGUCUCACCGUCAACCGCUCUCUCUUCCUGUUCAGCGAGGACAACGUGGUCCGGAAGUAUGCCAAGAAGAUCACAGAGUGGCCUCCAUUUGAGUGGAUGAUUUUAGCUACCAUCAUUGCUAACUGCAUUGUUUUAGCACUUGAGCAGCAUUUACCUGAUGAUGACAAAACACCACUCUCAGAACGACUGGAUGACACUGAGCCGUACUUCAUAGCAAUUUUCUGUUUUGAGUCUGGCAUUAAGAUUCUGGCUCUGGGUUUUGCCUUCCAUAAAGACUCAUACCUUCGCAAUGGCUGGAAUGUCAUGGACUUCGUUGUGGUGCUGACUGGUAUUUUAUCCACUGUUGGUUCUGAGUUUGAUUUGCGGACGCUGCGUGCGGUCAGAGUGCUGCGACCUCUCAAGCUUGUCUCAGGAAUUCCAAGCCUGCAGGUGGUGCUGAAGUCCAUAAUGAAGGCAAUGAUCCCUCUGCUGCAGAUUGGAGUUUUGCUGUUUGUUGCAAUCCUCAUGUUCGCCAUCAUCGGCCUUGAGUUUUACUCUGGAAAAUUCCACAAAGCCUGUUAUGACAAUGUCACAGGAGAGCUUCUUGACGAUCAGCUGUGUGGUGAUGAGUUACCGGCACGUGUGUGUCCUCCUGGAUCCGUGUGUAAUGACACGUGGCUCGGACCGAAUUACGGAAUCACGCAGUUUGACAACAUUCUGUUCGCUGUGCUCACCGUGUUCCAGUGCAUCACUAUGGAGGGCUGGACAGAUAUGCUUUAUUAUAGUAACGAUGCUUUAGGAAGCACUUGGAACUGGAUGUACUACGUCCCGCUCAUUAUCAUUGGCUCUUUCUUUAUGCUCAACUUGGUGUUGGGUGUGCUGUCUGGUGAGUUUGCUAAAGAGAGGGAACGAGUUGAGAACCGCAGUGAGUUUCUGAAGUUGCGGAGACAGCAGCAGAUCGAGAGAGAACUGAAUGGAUAUCUAGAGUGGAUCUGCAAAGCAGAGGAAGUGAUUCUGGCUGAAGAUGACACUACAGGAGACCGCUCUCGCCGCAGACCCACUAUAAAAAAGAGUAAAACUGACCUGCUGAACCCGGAGGGAGGACAGGAUCACAUGGGGGAUGCAGUGGGUCUGAAAGCUGAGGGCUCCAGUUUUAGCAAGAAAGAGCGCCGUUUCCGUAUCCUUGUACGUAAGAUGGUAAAAACUCAGGCGUUUUAUUGGACUGUCCUCAGCCUCGUUGGUCUGAACACACUCUGUGUCGCCGUUGUCCACUACGACCAGCCCGAACUGCUCUCUGACUUUCUGUUUUAUGCAGAGUUUAUCUUUCUGGGCCUCUUCAUGAUGGAGAUGCUGAUAAAGAUGUACGGAUUGGGGACGAGGCCGUACUUCCACUCCUCCUUCAACUGUUUUGACUGUGCUGUGAUCGUCGGCAGUAUAUUUGAGGUGAUCUGGGCAGUGAUAAAACCUGGCACUUCAUUUGGGAUCAGUGUACUGCGAGCACUGAGACUGCUCCGGAUCUUCAAAGUUACAAAGUACUGGGCUUCUCUGCGUAAUCUGGUAGUGUCUCUGUUGAAUUCAAUGAAGUCCAUCAUCAGCCUUCUUUUCCUCCUCUUCCUCUUCAUCGUGGUGUUUGCCCUUCUGGGGAUGCAGCUGUUUGGGGGACAGUUUAACUUUGACCAGGGAACUCCUCCUACAAACUUUGACACCUUUCCUGCAGCCAUCAUGACUGUGUUUCAGAUCCUGACAGGUGAGGACUGGAACGUGGUGAUGUAUGAUGGGAUCCAAUCUCAGGGGGGUGUUCACAAGGGAAUGAUCUCCUCUGUGUUCUUCAUCGUACUCACGCUUUUCGGUAACUACACGCUGCUGAAUGUGUUCUUGGCCAUCGCUGUGGAUAAUCUGGCUAAUGCUCAGGAACUCACCAAGGAUGAGCAGGAAGAAGAAGAAGCCACCACACAGAAAAUCGCUCUCCAGAAAGCUAAAGAGGUUGCUGAGGUCAGCCCACUCUCUGCUGCGAACCUCUCUAUCGCUGCUAAGGAACAGCAGAAGAACUCAAAGCCCCCUAAGUCAGUGUGGGAGCAGCGCACCAGCGAGAUUCGCCGCCAGAACCUGAUGACCAGCAGAGAGGUGCUCUACAAUGAACUGGACUCUGAAGACCACUGGAAGCAGACAAAUUUCUGUAACCGCCCCGACAUGAAGACGCACUUAGAUCGCCCCCUGGUGGUGAACCCUCAGGAGAACCGCAACAACAACACCAACAAACCCAGACCAGAAGAACCAGGACAGCAUGAACACCGCAUCUCCCCCCCACCCAGUUACCAACCCCGUCCACGCCACAGGCACUGCCCACACACCCAGGAAGACAAGGACAGGAAGCAUAGGAGACAUCAUCACAGUAACCAUGGAGACAGAGAUGGGAGGAGGGAACGGAGCUGCAGCCAUCACUCAAGGAAUCAGUGCAGUGAGGACCUGGAUAACGUUAGGAACAACAGCAUGCUGAUCCUUCAUGACCCAGAGCUCCGCCUCCAUCAUCCAUACAACCCGUAUGACCCCUAUGACCCCUGCCAUGACCCUGAGCUGACCAAAAAUGUGCUGAAUCUGAGGGGGCGGAGCUUACCAGAGAGUGUCCUCAUCCUCACUGACCCGAUGAAGAGUCCCAGUAAAGAGUUUAUAGCCAUCGACAUGCAGCCGCUGUACCCAUCACUCACAGGCCAGCUCCAGGUGAAUAAGAAUGCAAACACUGAAGCAACUAAAGACGGCGAGAAGAAAGAGGAGGAAGAUGAUGGUGGAGGUGAUGAAGAUGGUCCCAAACCCAUUCCUCCGUUUAGCUCCUGCUUCAUCAUGUCUCCCACCAACCCGUUCCGUAAAUGCUGCCACUACAUUAUGACUCUGCGUUAUUUUGAGAUGUGUAUUCUGUCUGUAAUUGCUAUGAGCAGCAUCGCUCUCGCAGCAGAAGAUCCCGUCUGGCCCGACUCACCUCAGAAUAACGUUCUUCGUUACUUUGAUUACGUCUUCACUGGCGUCUUCACUUUUGAGAUGCUGAUUAAGAUGGUGGUGCUGGGUAUAGUUCUUCAUGAAGGAGCUUAUUUUCGUGAUCUGUGGAAUUUUCUGGACUUUAUAGUGGUUAGUGGCGCUCUGGUGGCAUUCGCCUUUUCGGGAAGCAGUAAAGGCAAAGACAUCAGCAUCAUCAAAUCCCUGAGAGUGUUACGAGUCCUGCGACCACUCAAGACCAUCAAACGUCUUCCUAAACUGAAGGCUGUGUUUGAUUGUGUGGUGAAUUCUCUGAAGAACGUUUUGAACAUCCUCAUCGUCUACAUGCUGUUCAUGUUCAUCUUUGCUGUUGUGGCUGUGCAGCUUUUUAAAGGGCGAUUUUUCUGCUGCACAGAUGAGUCCAAAGAGUUUGAGCGUGACUGCCGGGGUGAGUAUCUGGUGUAUGAACGUGAGAAUGAGGUAAAAGCUCAGAAACGCGAGUGGAAGAAGUACGACUUUCACUAUGACAACGUACUGUGGGCUCUGCUCACACUCUUCACUGUGUCCACGGGAGAGGGCUGGCCAGAGGUGCUGAAGCACUCUGUGGACUCCACCUUUGAGAAUCAGGGCCCCAGUCCAGGUUAUAGGAUGGAGAUGUCCAUAUUCUACGUUGUCUACUUUGUUGUGUUUCCAUUCUUUUUCGUGAACAUCUUCGUCGCUCUCAUCAUAAUAACCUUCCAGGAGCAGGGGGACAAGAUGAUGGAGGACUACAGCCUGGAGAAGAAUGAGAGAGCAUGUAUUGACUUUGCGAUUAACGCGAAGCCGCUAACACGUCACAUGCCAGAGAACAAGCUGAGCUUCCAGUACCGAAUGUGGCAGUUUGUGGUGUCACCUCCAUUUGAGUACAGUAUCAUGAGCCUGAUUGCCCUCAACACCAUCGUUCUAAUGAUGAAGUAUCAUGAAGCUUCAGAAAUGUAUGAUAAAGUGCUGAAAAACCUGAACAUCGUUUUCACCAUCCUCUUCUUCAUGGAGUGCAUCCUGAAAAUGAUCGCCUUCGGAGUUCGCAAUUAUUUCCGAGAUGCUUGGAACAUUUUCGACUUCGUGUCCAUCUUAGGCAGCAUCACAGACAUCUUAGUGACGGAGCUGUGGAACAACAUCAUCAAUGUGAGGUUCCUUCGUCUGUUUCGUGCUGCUCGUCUCAUUAAGUUGUUGCGACAGGGCGAGACAAUUCGAAUUCUCCUUUGGACCUUUGUCCAGUCCUUCAAGGCUCUGCCGUAUGUCUGCCUGCUUAUUGCCAUCCUCUUCUUCAUUUAUGCCAUCAUUGGCAUGCAGCUCUUUGGUAAUUUAGCAUUAGAUGAAGAAGGAGAAAGUGCCAUAAAUGAACACAACAACUUCAGAACUUUCUUCAUGGCACUGAUGCUGUUGUUCAGGAGUGCUACAGGCGAGGCAUGGCAUGAGAUUAUGUUGUCAUGUUUGGGUGGGAUGCCAUGUGACCCUGCUUCUGGAAACCAGACGGACGAGUGUGGCAGCAACUUCGCCUACGCUUACUUCGUCUCUUUCAUCUUCCUCUGUUCAUUCCUGAUGCUGAAUCUGUUUGUAGCAGUAAUCAUGGAUAAUUUUGAGUAUUUAACCCGCGACUCAUCAAUUCUUGGCCCUCACCAUCUGGAUGAAUACGUCAGAAUCUGGGCAGAGUAUGACCCAGCGGCAUGUGGCAGGAUCAGUUUCAGUGAUUUGUAUGUGAUGCUGCGCCACAUGUGCCCACCGCUGGGCCUCGGGAAGCGCUGCCCUGCUCGUGUGGCGUACAAGAGACUGUUGCGUAUGGAUUUGCCUGUUGCUGAUGACAACACGGUACAUUUCAACUCCACACUGAUGGCAUUAAUUCGUACUGCACUUGAUAUCAAGAUCGCUAAAGGUGGAGCUGAUAAACACCAGAUGGAUGCGGAGCUACGAAAGGAGAUGAUAGCAAUUUGGCCGAAUCUGUCCCAGAAGCAGCUGGACCUGCUGGUCACACCACACAAGUCAGCUACAGACCUGACAGUGGGGAAGAUCUAUGCUGCCAUGAUGAUUAUGGAGUAUUACAGACAGAGUAAAGCCAAGAAACUGCAGGCGCUCCGAGAAGAACAGAACCGAACACCAUUAAUGUUUCAGCGCAUGGAGCCGAACACUAGUCAGGACAAAGGUCACGAGAUCAACGAGGUCAAUGGAGGUCAUGGGGUCAAGGAGGCCCCACAGGAAAACCAUGACAAUCUUCCUGUUGAAUCCUGGGUAACUCCUCGUUCUCAGAUCUUCCAGAAAUCUGCUGAUGAGAACUGGAGCACAGACUCACCAUACCAUCAGCAGGAAAACCGACACAACACACAGACAGUAGAAAUGAGAACGAUGCCUGUUCACUCCGACACUGACACAUCACUACCACUGGAAGGGAGGACUGUCUCCAUGCCCCGCCUCCCACUACAUCACCAACAACGGAGAAACAAACUUCGAGGAAGUAACCUCAGUACCAUUUCUGAUGUGAGUCCAUUGAGGCGUUCUACAUCCUCUUUGGUUCACGGGCGUUCAGGUCGAGGCCUGCGAUUGGAUGAUUACUCUCUGGAGAGGGUGGAGUCAGAGGAGGGGCCUAGACAUGGGAGAAGGAGGAGAGAGAGAGAAAGAGAGAGGGAAAGAAAUCACCGCACCUCCGAGAGAUCACUGACUCGCUACACAGAUGCUGAUACAGGGCUGGGUACUGAUCUCAGUACCACCACACAGUCAGGUGAACUUCCUCCUAAAGAGCGAGAGCGAGAAAGAGGAAGAGCCAAAGACCGGCGACAUCAUCACCACCACCAUCAUCAUCAUCAUCAUCACCACCAUAGCUCAGUGGAGAAAGAGCGGUAUGAGAGAGAGCGAGAGUACCAUCAUCAUCCUCACAACAGACACGACACACGCUUGUCACGUUCACCCAGUGAAGGCAGAGACGGCAGGGCACGCAGACAGGGAAGCAGUUCUGUGAGUGUUAGUCCAGUUCCCUCAACGUCAGGAACCAGUACACCGCGCCGCACUCGACGUCAGCUCCCCCGGACUCCACCCACACCGCGCCCGCAUGUUACAUAUUCACCUGCCCCCAGGAAACCACUCCCACCACCCACUCCUCGCCGUGAGCCUCCACCCAUCGGCCCGCCUUCUCGCCGACCCUCCCCCCGCCGUGCACCAUUCUAUGACCGCCGUUUUGAAUACGAGCCUCCGAACUAUGAGCAGAGUGUGACGCAAGGACACUCCCAUACGCCCCGUCACGGCUCCACCCACCACAGUCCUUCCCACCGCAGUCCUGCCUCUCAUCACAGACGUGUACCCAACGGCUACCGCUCCUCCUCCUCUCCAUCUCCACACCGCCGAGGCCCCACCCACCAUGGCAUGCAGCGUGCCCCACAGCCCCGCCCACCCCGGAAGAGUCUCCAUGAGCCGUACAGUGAGACAGAUGAGGAUGACUGGUGCUAAAAUCCUGCUCUUAAUACACACCACAAUCAGAGACAGACGGAAAGGAUGCGUGUAACUACACACACAAACACACAUGGAUGGUGCAGAGUUGUGUAUAUGUGUGCAUGUGUGUGUUUGUGUUUGUGUAUAUAUGUGUGUAAGAGACUUUUAAAAUUCAAGCAACACACACAGCAUAAAGCAAAGUGAGAGGUCUUGCUACUUGUUCUCUCUCUUUUGGAUCGCUCUCUGACUUCUGGACUACAUUACCCAGAAGGCUGUGUGAUGGAGGGAGGGAGGGGCUGGGGUGUGACCUGGGGUAUAAUCAGCAUGGUUGUCUCCAGUGUGUCUCCUCUCAAAGUAACAAGGUGGAAAAACAAGUUGGUUUUACUAAUGCAAAGAAAGAAGAAAACCAUAGAAGAAAAAAAAACAGUAAAGACAGCGUGCUCUUAUAACUGAGAGCUCCUCCUACUGCAAAACUAGCCAAUGGCGUCGCAGCCUGCUACUGAUGAGUUUUAUCAUCUAUGUUUACUCAACAUGCUGAGUGACCUCAUAGUCUAGAGCUUGGGUACCGGGGGAGGGGCGGGGCACUGAUGAGGACAGAAUGAUUAGCCAUCUGCGAGGAGCCACUGAUCAGAGCCACGCCCACAACACACCCUUCACAAGCAAGUGAAGAAGGAAUAAAAGGGCAGAGCAGUGGAUGAGAGACUAAUUCAUCUUCAGUCUUUAAUUCAUUAAUGAAAUUCUUCUUCUUUGUGGACGUUUGAGGAGCACGCGCUGUUCUGUUGCUUUAUUUCCUCUUUUUGGACUCAAAGGACCUGAAGGAAACCUGCAUGAUUGAUUAAAAAAACAACAAAACAAACAGCUGAACUGUGACUGAUGGAGUGGCCAUGGAUCUGUUUAAUUUAUUUAGAAGAAAUUCUCUUCUCUCGCUUUCUCUUUGCUGCACAGCACCAUUUAUUAGUGGUGAAGAAAAAUUUUUAAAAACUGAUGAUCUGUCUUUCAGGAUGAGCAGAGAAAGAGCAGGAGAAAAUUUCUAUUUUUCUUUUUUCUUUCCCAUCAAUAAUAAUAAUAAUAAUAAUACUAAUACUAAUACUACUAAUAAUAAUAAUAAUAAUAAUAGUCAGAUACAAUAAUGAAUAAGUUUUAUGUAAUGAAUAAUGAUCAUGUGACUGGUGGCAGCGGUGGUCAUGUGACUUUUGUUUAUUGUUUUUGUUUUGCUUGUUUGUUGUUUGUUUGUUCAUUUACGGUCGGUCUUACCGAACACUAAGGCCCCAACUGCAGGGAACAGUAAGUUGGGACGCAGCCCGUGAAUCCUUCUCUAAGGGGACAGGAGGAGGGCGGGGCUCUUCACUCACUACUAAGUGCACUCCAGACUGUAGUGGACUUUGUGCCCUCAGAUCUUUUCUACUGCAGGAGUUUUAACUGUUUCAGCGUUUUUCAGCUGAACACACACGCUGAAGUUCAGGGCUCAUCUGUGUGUCACUGUGUGUGUGUGUGUGUGUGUGUGUGUGUGUGUGUGUGUGUGAGAGAGAGAGAGAGAGAGAGAGAGAGAGAGAGAGAGACGGCGUGACAGCGGUUGUUGAAUAUGUGGUAGCAUGUCUCCUUGGCAACUCCGUAAACCGCCACUGACCACCAGAGGGCGUCACCUCAUCACAUACACAAAAUCUAACACACACCCACACACGCACAAACACACACACACGCACUUUCAGACAUACACACAAAUACACACAGACACAAAAUGGACCUGGGGGAAUUUACCUUCACCAAAACUGCAUGCUGUAGAUACACACCUCUUAAUACACACCACAUUAUAGUCACUGCCACUACAUAAAACACACACCCACACACAAACACACACAUACACACAGACCUGGUUUGUGUUUAUUUUGUUCACUACACAGUGAGUGUGUAUCUAUGCAGAGAGACAGUUCUCCGUCUGAGAAAAAUGUGUGUGCGUGUGUGUAUACGUGUGUAUGCGUAUGUGUGUACGCACACAGGAGUUAAAUUGGCCAAAGCACAGGACGUGGCGCUCUCUACUAAUCCAUCAUCUUGCUCCAUAAAUGAGUUAAUGAUACCUCGAGCUUUAAUUGACCUGUAUUACUAAUACUGUGAUUUUAUCACAGUAUUAGAAUUCAUUCCAGAACAUUCUGGUGCAGAGGUAGUUGUAGUUUAUAUGAGUUUAUUUUAGUUUAGUUUGCAGAAGUAAUUUAGUUAGAAAUUCUCACUAAGUUAAAUCUAACGAUUCUUCAUACAGCAAGACUGUUUCACAUCUACACAUUUACUUCUAAAACACUACAGUCGGGAUUAAACGCUACAGUCGGGAUUAAGCGCUAUAGUCGGGAUUAAACGCAACAGUCGGGAUUAAACGCUACAGUCGGGAUUAAGCGCUAUAGUCGGGAUUAAACGCUACAGUCGGGAUUAAGCGCUAUAGUCGGGAUUAAACGCAACAGUCGGGAUUAAACGCUACAGUUCAUGAAGUCCAUUUUCAACUCCACAUAAUAACACACAAACCGAACAAAUCUCCUACCCCGAUGAUCAUCAGUCUGCGUCUGCUUGUACUACAGAAAAGAAGAGGAACUACACUGAACGUGUGUGUGUGUGUGUGUGUGUGCAUGUGCGUGAAUCUGUGUGUUUUUGGUUUUUGUGUUUAACCAAUAAGGGCUCUUCGUGCUGCCAAACUCAUCAGGACUCGUGUGUGUGUGUGAUAAAAGGUGCACCAUGCCACACACACACACACACACACACACACACACACAGUGUCUCUCUUUCAUUCUCCUUACCCACAAUGCAUCACUCUCCCCACACAGUAGGAGUCACGUACAUAAACAACGAACAUGACCUCAUCCUCCUAUGGUGACGCCCAAAGCCUCUCCCGCACUGAUUCCCAUUAGCCAAUCACAUCACAGUUCCCCCUGCCGAUCAUAAAGAAAGUGUAACGGGCCUGAUCGCCAUGGCGACGAGGUGUGUAAUGCCCUGCAUGUGCAAUGUGCAUGCAACUCCAGGAUUAAACAUUAAAGAGAAUAAAGAGUGUAACACACAGAACAACUGCUGAGUGUCGGUCCUUUACUGUACCACCUAACACACAGUACACAUUAUACCCCAUCAGAACCACACAGAACCACACAACAACUGCUGAGUGUCAGUCCUUUACUGUACCACCUAACACACAGUACACAUUAUACCCCAUCAGAACCACACAACCACUGCUGAGUGUCAGUCCUUUACUGUACCACCUAACACACAGUACACAUUAUACCCCAAACAGAACCACACAGAGCCACACAGAACAACUGCUGAGUGUUGGUUCUUUACUGUACCACCUAACACACAGUACACAUUAUACCCCAAACAGAACCACACAGAGCCACACAGAACAACUGCUGAGUGUCGGUUUCUUGCCUGUUGUUGGGAAUGUCUAAUCACUCGGAGAAGGAAGUGCACACAGAAGCCAGGCCUCUAAGGCAACUUGCACACACAGUCUCAGUAUCUUGGGCACUAGAGCUAAUCGAAAGGGUCCCUCUGCGUUCUACAUCAGUGUGCAGCUUUCACAUCUGUGGUCACAUUGUUCACCACUUGCAUCACAUCUGGUAUAGCAUCAUGAAUGGCUGUCAUUGUAGAAACACAUUUAGGUUUCUUAGAUUCAAAUGGGGCAAAUUCUAUUUUUUGUAGUGUUUAAUCCUUCAGAAAACAUCUUGAAAUGAAUGGUCCAUGUACUGUGCCUACUGCCUGUGUUUGCUAUGGCUCCUAUAGCCUGCAGGAUCUCCCAGUGUGGACAUGGUCUCAUUAAGGGCCAUAUACUAUGAUGUUAGAGAUGCAACUUGCAUUUGCCAGAGUAUCAUACCAGCAUGUCAGCACUUUUACAUUUGGGUUGUGUAAAGCAGCAUGAACUUAUAUGCAAAGCCUCAUCAGCCCGUACCAGCAGUCUCUCUAGCCAGCAUGCCUGGCAUCACAGCUGCUUUAAUGAUGCUCUUACACACGUAUUAGCCCAGUCACUCAUUUGGGCAUAUGCACAAUGAAAUAGGUUAGGUAUUUGAUAAGCUGGGUUGAGUGGAGGAUCUGGUUUCAGUUUUGACAAAGCGACUGUAAUUCCAGCCUGUUGCCCAUUUACUGCUGCUGCUGCACUGCACGCCUGCCUUACACUCUGACUGUCACAAUGCUGCUAUUUCAGCAUUCACCACCAACAUAGGCCUCAAGUUUAGAGAAUCAGAUGCAGCCUGAUGUAGAUAGAUGCUGAUGUAUGCCGAGAGUAUAUCAGGGUCUAUCUAGCUGUACCAAACUGCUUUGAGCUCUGCACUUCAAUGUGCUGUUGCAUUUCACUAACACCUCUUGAACGUGGCCCGUGUCUGCUAUGAGCCCCUAUACUCUGCAUUCCACUGUGGUAAAGGCGUUCACGCUUCACUUUCCAUGGGGAUCAGCAGUUCAGUCUGUUGAGUGUGCAUAAUGCAUCACUAUCGACAUCAUGCUGCAGUUAAUACAAGGCUCUGGUACUGCUUGUCAAACAUGUUCUGGUCCCAAACAGUUUGUGUAAUGAUCAAGUCCAUCAUCCAACUCCACAGGGCCCUGGCAGAACAAACCCAGAAGACGCAAACAUGUAGGCAACAUUGACGCAAUGUGUACAAAUACAGCUGUACUGCAUUGAAAUACCAUAUUGAUGUAGGCUACAGACUUUAAUACAUUUUAUAUACAGUUUCCUCUGAAAGUAUUGGAACACAAGGCCAAUUCUGUUGUUUUUGCUCUACACUGAAAACAUUUGGCUUUGAGAUCAAAAGAUGAAUAUGAGACGAUAGAUCAGAAUUUCAGCUUUCAUUUCCUGAUAUCAAGACAUGUUACACAACUUAGAACAUGGCACCUUUGGUGGCAGACCACCCAAUUUUUAGGUGAGCAAAAUUAUUGGAACAGAUAGUCGAAAAGUAAAUAACACUUAAUAUUUGGUUGCAUAUCUCUUGCUUGCAAUAACUGCGUCAAUCUGGUGACCCAGUGACAUCACCAAACUGCAGCAUUCUCCUUUUGCGUUGCUUUUCCAGGCUUGUAGCAGCAGCUUCUUUCAGUUGUUGAUAGUUUUGGGGGGUUUCUCCCUUCAGUCUCCUCUUCAGGAGGUGAAAUGCUGCUCAGUUGGGUUAAGGUCUGCUGAUGGACUUGGCCAGUCUAAAACCUUCCACUUUCCCCCUGAUGAAGUGCUUUGUUGUGUUGCAGUGUGUUUUGGGUCGUUGUCUUGCUGCAUGCUGAAGUUCCUCCCUAUUAGAUUAGAUGCAUUUCUCUGUAAAUUGUCAGACAGAAUGUUUUUGUAGACUUCUGAAUUCAUUCUGCUGCUACCAUCAUGAGCUCCAUCAUCAGUAAAGAUUAGUGAGUCUGUUCCAGAAGCAGAUGCAAGCCCAAGCCAUGACGCUACCUCCACCAUGCUUCACCCAUGAGCUCGUAUGUUUUGGAUCAUGAGCAGAUUCUUUCUUAAUUAGAAGGUAAAUGGAGUCAAACUAAAUCUGUAGUAUUUCAAACAUCAUGGAAGGAGAGCCUCCUGAGAUAUAGAAAAGCUCUUGGUGCUGCUAGAUCAAUGUAUCUCUCCACAGUAACUGAAGAUAAAAAUAAUCCUAGAUAUUUAUUUAAUACUAAAUAAGACCACAAUAGAAACACGCACACAAUCAUUAUAUAGCAGUGAUGACUUCAUGAAUUUUUUCAAUGAUAAAAUUGAAAAUAUCAGGCAAAAAAUUCUGACAAUUAAUUUAAAACUGGACAGUUUUAUAACUAACUCUGUAGAUAAUAAUAUAAUGAUAUCAGAUCAACAAUUACAUGUUUUACUCCCCUUUGAGAGACCAAAUUAAUUUCACUAAUUUCAUCAUCAAAAUCAUUUAUCACUACUUGUCACUACUUGUUUCUUCAAACAGAUAAUUCCAGAAACAAUCAAUCCUUGUGGAGAUGGCUUGGAGAUCUCAUAUGGGGAGCUGUACUGUGGUGGCUUUGGGGCUGCAGUUGUCACGAGCAGUUUUGUACUCGGGUCUCCGUCAGUGAACAGUGAAUAGAUUCAACAAUCCAGACUUCAUGUGAAAACUGUAAUGAGUUUCCUGGUUACACAACUGUACUAUUUGUCCAUGUAGUACACAGUUAUAGAAGGGAUUUAUUUAUAUUCGCACUAUCCGUUGCACCCAGAUGAGGAUGGUUCCCUUUUGAGUCUGGUUCCUCUCAAGGUUUCUUCCUCAUAUUGUCUCAGGGAGUUUUUCCUCACCACUGUCACCUCUGGCUUCUCAUUAGGGAUAAAUUCAUAAAUUUACAAUUUAUUUUGGUUUAAUUUAAUAUGAAUGUAUUUAUUUCUGUAAAGCUGCUU